AUGAUACACCAGAAACUGAGUUUAAGUGAAGCUCAAAAACACAAACGAUUGCGGCGAAGGGAUUCAAAGGUAGACAAAGAAAAAUCAGUGGCCAAAGACAAAGAAAAACCUGAAACGAAGAAGGACAACGAAGAGGACUGCAUCACCAUCAGUGACGAUGAAGAAGUUCGAGAACCUUCGAAUUUCACAGCCGCUGCUGGGAUGGGAGCAAAUGAAUUUAAAUCAAAAUAUAGGUCAGUCCGUAGUCUGUUCGGUGAGGAUGAAGCCUGCUACAUCAUGGACGCCAAGGUUCAAGGGAAUAUUGGAAGAUAUCUGAAUGUGUCGGUUACAACCACUUGUCUUGAUGGAAGUCUUACUAUUACACUGUGCAGAAAGGUUCAAAUGUCUUCAACGUCCUUAUUCCUGCAAACACUCAUCCAAGUGUAUCAACCCAGCACCUCCUUCGUUCCAACACUAACCGGUCUGUUCCCACUGCCCCACACCUCCUUCAUGCCAACACUAACCGGUCUGUUCCCACUGCCCCACACCUCCUUCGUUCCAACACCAACCGGUCUGUUCGCACUGCCCCAGCACUCGUGCAUGCCGAACGUGUUCGUUCAGAACGUGUUCGUGGACACGCACGACCCUCGCUUCCCGUGGGUGUCUUUCUUCGCUCUCCGCGCGGUGCGGGCCGGGGCCGAGCUCACGUGGAACUACAACUACGACGUGGGUUCCGUGCCCGGGAAGGUCCUCUACUGUUACUGCGGGGCCCCAACGUGUCGCGGCCGGCUGCUGUGA
Molecule: messenger RNA, 777 nt
Organism: Danaus chrysippus (African queen)
Lineage: Eukaryota; Metazoa; Arthropoda; Insecta; Lepidoptera; Nymphalidae
Source: the annotation of a GenBank genome assembly